AUGGCGCGGUACCAAGGAUGCCGCCAAGAACUCGGCUCCACGAACAGCAAGGCGGGGCCCAUCAUGGCGGUGGCGUCGGAGCAGGCCGCGCCGGCCGCCAGGUACCCCAAGGUGGCUGCCCCUACCACCGGCCCGAUCCCCGCCGCCGAGUUGCUCGGAGUCAUCGAGGCCGCCGCAAAAGCUGGCGCCGAUGUUAUAAUGGAAGCUGUUAAUAAGCCACGCAAUAUCCAAUAUAAAGGUGUUGCAGACCUGGUGACAGACACAGACAAGUUGAGUGAAUCAGUCAUUUUGGAAGUUGUCACCAAGAACUUCAAAGACCACCUCAUACUUGGGGAGGAAGGCGGCCUUAUUGGAGAUUUCCAGUCAGAGUAUCUCUGGUGCAUUGACCCUUUAGAUGGAACAACGAACUUUGCACAUGGUUACCCCAGCUUUUCUGUGUCCAUUGGUGUUCUCUUCCGCGGAAAGCCUGCUGCUUCCAUUGUUGUGGAAUUUUGUGGUGGGCCUAUGUGCUGGAGCACCCGUACAAUUUCUGCAUCUGCUGGAGGAGGAGCUUAUUGUAAUGGGCAAAAGAUUCAUGUCAGUCAGACAGACAAGGUGGAACAAUCUCUUCUCGUCACAGGUUUUAGAUAUGAACAUCAUGAUGCCUGGACGACCAAUAUAAAUUUGUUCAAGGAAUUUACUGACAUUAGCAGGGGAGUGCGAAGGCUAGGGUCUACUGCUGCUGACAUGUCCCAUGUUGGACUUGGUAUUACAGAAGCUUACUGGGAAUACCGACUUAAGCCAUGGGAUGUGGCUGCUGGCGUCCUGUUACAGGGAUUGCCUCUAAGAUGGCUAAGUGUUGAGGCUCAUACAUAUUACCCGAUUGCAAGGCCGAGAUGGAAAUUAUGUGCCUGCAGAAACGUCUUGCAAGAAACUUCCUUGCAUGAUGCAGAAGUAAAUUCCUACCACCGUAGUGAGAGGAAGAACAGGAAAAGGGACGGUGCUUACAUUGACAAAGAUGGCGUGGCAAGAACCUUCGAUCUUAAGAAAAUAUCUAGAAAGAGGGGGGGUGCUAUAAAAGGCCGUGGGUGGAAGUACGGCUCUGGGUUUAUUGAUGGAGUGUUCCCAGUGUUGAGUCCAAUGGCGCAGGAUAUCCUAGAAUUUGUGCAGAAGGGGACUGACGUCACCAAUAUCUGGGAAUCACUGGACAACAUUCCUCGAGCACACGAUCUUUGGGAUGACAUUGUCAAUGUUGCAGUCCAGCUCCGCCUGAACCGACAAUGGGAGCCGAUCAUCACAGUUUUGAUGUUUGAUUUGUCAAGAGUGCCUAUAGGUCUGAUGAAAGAAAAAAAAAAUCAUACCAAGAACUCCCUUGCAGCUGCAACUGUGUAUAACGCAUACCUGGAUGGUCUACUGAAAGCAAGAUGUUCCGAAAAGGCGGUUGAAGUGUAUCAAAGGAUGAAGAAGGAGCGCUGCAGAUCUAACACCGAGACGUACACCCUGAUGAUCAACGUAUAUGGGAAGAUGUCUGUCAGUGUCAGCAUUCUGAGACAAUCAAUGGCCGUCGUCAUGCUCAUCCUUUCGCAGGCAAAGCAACCAAUGUCAUCGCUGAAAGUGUUCAAUGAGAUGAAAACGAUUGGGUGCAAGUCCAACAUCUGCACCUACACCGCGCUGCUUGCUGAUGUUUCUGCUACAACCAUGAAGUCGCACAUGCUGCUCCUGUCCGCGCACGCCAAGUCCGGCAACGUGGCGAGGUGCGAGGAGGUGAUGGCGCAGCUGCACAAGUCGGGGCUGCGCCCGGACACCUUCGCGCUCAACGCCAUGCUCAACGCGUACGGCCGGGCCGGGCGGCUCGACGACAUGGAGCGCCUCCUCGCGGCCAUGGAGCGCGACGACGACGAGGCUGGCGGCGGUGCCACACCGGACACCAGCACGUACAAUGUGCUGGUGAACGUGUACGGGCGCGCGGGGUACCUGGACCGGAUGGAGGCGGCGUUCCGCUCCCUGGCGGCCCGGGGGCUCGCCGCCGACGUGGUGACGUGGACGUCCCGCAUCGGAGCGUACGCGAGGAAGAAGGAGUACGGGCGGUGCCUGGAGAUCUUCGAGGAGAUGGUGGACGCCAGGUGCUACCCGGACGCCGGCACGGCCAAGGUGCGAGCGGUGCUGCUCGCCGCGUGCUCCGACGAGCGCCAGGUGGAGCAGGUCACGGCCAUCGUCAGGUCCAUGCACAAGGACGCCAAGACGCUCUUCGCAUUAUGA
Molecule: messenger RNA, 2238 nt
Organism: Miscanthus lutarioriparius
Lineage: Eukaryota; Viridiplantae; Streptophyta; Magnoliopsida; Poales; Poaceae
Source: the annotation of a GenBank genome assembly